UUGUGCAGUGGAGAUUUAAAUAGCCGCAGGUUAUAUGUUUCAUGUUAGUUAUGAAGGGCAAGAGCUUAAAAUAUAUGGAAGUAACAUAAGAAAAUAAUCUUAGGUUUUUAUGCUGCAGAAAAAAUGUUUUUAUCCGUGCUAGUGCGGUUUGUCUGUAUCUGGCUGCUUGUUUUAACAUUCAGUCCAAACAAAGUCGUUCCAAACAAAACAUACACAGUGGGGGAACAAAGAAUAAAUUUCAAUGAAAACCCAAUUCUAAGUGAAAAGUUUGAAUGUACGUACGUACCCGAGUUGAAACCAGGAAAUCCAAGUCAUAUUGAAGACUGUUGCAAGUACACCUAUGCCAACUUUUCUAGAUACUGGGCUAGCGGAGGCCUUUACAUAUCCCGACUAUUGGAAAGUUUAAAAGGUUGGAAUUGCACACAAUUUAAAGAUGAAUGUAGAGACAGAACUUUCAGUUACAACCGAUUCACUAAACUGAUGUAUGAUCGAUUCUGCAACCACUCCGAGUUAGUGAAUGAAUGUAACGAGGUGAUAGGCAAUGUUUUUGCAAACAGAUCGCGAGAAAUGGGAUCGUGGAAAGUUCUCACAAACGAACUAGCUGUUACAGACAUACCAAUUGAACAAGCCAGUAAACCGUGCGUACAGGUUGCUUUUUACGAGCGGGAUGCCGGCGGCUAUGGACAUUUUCACGAAGUUAUUCAGCCAUUUCUUCCAUUUUGUCCCUUUAUCUGGUGCGGGUUUGAUGAAAGAUUUGUGCUAAAUGGAAAGGCAUCGGUGUGGAACUGUAUGCCUCAUAGUUGCAGGGUGAACAUAGCAAUUGUCAUGGCAGUUUCGAUUGCUCUCGCAAUUAUUGUCAUAUUGGUCAACGGGAUUGUGCUGGCUGUGUUAUGCACACAAUCGAAAAUGCGAACAAGCCAAGGCAUAUACAAACUGUCCCUCGCUUUGGCUGAUAUCCUCGUAGGUGUAAUCGUUUUUCCAACCUUUGUAAGCAGUUUGUAUAAAUACCAAAUUGUUGAACAUAAUAUCGGUGAACUAGCCAAUGUCACUGGUUAUGUUAUAAAGGAGAGAGCAACAGAACCUGGCCAGAUCGCCACUAUGAGCAUGCGCAGUACGACCGGCCACUUUCGGGCGCAGUUUUCAAAAUCAUAUUUAAACUUUGUCGGUUUCUUUACCAUUCUCUCGCUAACGGUGUCGAUAUUAACUUUGGUAGCAGCUGGAAUUGAUCGGUUUAUCGCAGUGUUUCGGCCUACAAAGUACAAACAAAAUAUUGCUACACCUAUUGCUGUAAAAGUUACGGUAGCAUUGUGGGCAUUAUCGUUUUUAUUCUCUGUGUUACCGCUAUUUGUUCCGGCCUUGUCGUACACUUUGGUUGCCUCAAUAUUGGUCUCAUCGGCUGGGCCUCAAGUUUUGGUUCUAUACGCAUUUGCCUUUAUAGUCCCACUUCUACUAAUGUGGCUGGUGACCAUUUUGACAUUUACGGCAACACGGUCAUACAAAAACUCAUGGAAACGGCUUUCAACAUCUGACGACAGAAAAGCUCACGGGAUUAACGAAGCAAGGCUGGCUCGUACGCUUGGAGUUAUGGUCGGUGUAUUCACGCUCAGUAUAUUGCCGUCAAUUGUCGUUCUCAUCUGUGGUAUGUUCAUGAGUAACAUCUACCCAAACUUACCAAAGCUACUAAGUCCCACGGCCACGACAGGUUUUACGUCGGCUGAAGUUGUCGUUAUUUUUAUACUAAUGUGCAAUAGCAUUUGGAACUGCUUUAUCUACAGCAUCAGGGAGCAAGAGUUUCGCCGGGCAGCUGCACAAAAGUUCUUCUGUCGAAAAAAGAGCGGCCAACCGAACUUGGAUGAAACCGACCUCAGGGGACUCGAUGGACCCAUUGCAUCUGAAGUGUUUCAGCAAAACGAGGAAUACCUCGACCGAACUGUAUUUACAGAAAUCAAUUUAAAUCAGGAUAAAAAUUGUGAUGAUUCUGUAACCACGGCUGUAUAACUAAAGUAUAAAUGUUCUUUAUAAUUCAGAUUUUGAGUGUUUAUUCACUUGGUGGGGGAAGAUGGGACACCUUUUUAUUCUAUUUUCUUGUGUCAUUCGGUAGUAAACAAAGAA
Ciona intestinalis (vase tunicate) is the source of this 2112-nucleotide messenger RNA. RefSeq lists its product as uncharacterized. Gene Ontology annotation, cellular component: plasma membrane. Gene Ontology annotation, biological process: G protein-coupled receptor signaling pathway. Gene Ontology annotation, molecular function: G protein-coupled receptor activity. The record is from RefSeq and is a predicted model, not a curated record. NCBI's taxonomy places the organism in Eukaryota, Metazoa, Chordata, Ascidiacea, Phlebobranchia, Cionidae.